AUGACGGAAGGCGAUUACAAGAAAGUUCCAUUGGACGAAAAACCUGAAAAGCACGCCGCUGAACUACACUAUGGGUACGGAGUACGUCAUGUGCAAGCUUUCCUCAUGUUCUUCAGCUUGACUAUUGGAUAUAUGGCCCGAGCACACUUGGGGGUGACGAUAGUUGCCAUGACUGAUACACACGAGGCAGUCAAUAGAACAAACCCUAUAGUCCAAGGAUACAACAAUGUCACUGCUAACGAUACAACCUAUGAUAAUAUGUAUAUACUUUCAAGAAACUCCACAGAGGAUUGUGGAAGCCAAUGCAAGCAGAACUUUACAGAUAUUACUGAGAAUAAACGGGUAGCACACAAUACAUACAGCUGGCCGAAAUCGAUACAGGAGAUGGUACUAGGGGCAUUUUUCGUCGGCUACGGCACGAUGAUGUUCCCCAUUGGGCUUGUGUGCCAGAAGUGGGGAGGGAAGGUGCCCCUCCAGAUUGCCCUGGCAGUGAACGGCGUGGUUUCCAUACUAACGCCGUGGCUCACAGCCUGGGGAAACUGGAAGGUGCUAUGCGCGUGUCGCGUUCUUCAAGGGCUGUCGCAGUCCGGCUUUUACCCUGGCAUCCACACCCUAUUAGCCCAGUGGGUACCUCUGAGCGAACGGGGAAGCUUGAGCAGCAUAGUGUACACAGGGACAUUACUUGGAACGGUGGCCGCAUUCCAAGUUGGCGGCAUCCUCGGCGCUAGUGCGUGGGGCUGGCCGUCCACAUUCUGGGUGACAGGCUUGAUGUGUCUCAUCGCCUUCGCGAUGCUCUCGAUCUUCGGUGCGUCAUCGCCGUCCAACCAUAAACGCAUCUCCGAAAACGAGAAGAACUUCAUCCUCGGCCGGAUAGACGACGGCGUGAAAAGGAAGCCGAAAAUGCCUUGGAAAGCCGUCCUGUCCUCUAAACAUGUGUGGGCGUCAUUCGCAGCCCACAUGGGCAGCGGUGUCGCGUUCGUUUUCUUCUUCACGCAAGUGCCUACUUACAUGCAUGCCAUUCUGAAAGUUAACAUCAAAAGCAGUGGUCUGCUGUCGUCGCUGCCCUACGUGGCGUCGUUUUUCUCGACGAUGCUCAACGGAUACCUAUCGGACUUCCUGACAAACAGGAAAAUCGUUUCAAUUAGGACUGCGAGAGUCAUGUCUAAUUCAAUUGCGUGCGUGGUGCCAGCUAUGUGCGUGGCAGCCGUCUCUUUCACUACCAAUGUCACCUUGGCUGUUGCGUUCUUCGUGGUGUCAAUGAUGGCGUUCGGCAUGAUCCACACCGGAUGGAUGGUGAAUUAUAUGGAUCUUGCCCCGAAUUUUAGCGGAGGACUGAUGGCCAUUGGAAAUACGAUAACUAACAUUUUCGUAAUGCUUCUACCUAUCUUGGUUUCCCGAAUUGUGAUUGAUGUCGCCGACGCGUAUCAAUGGCGGAUUAUGAUGUUUUUCAUGGCCGGACUACUUUUAGUUACGAACACGAUUUUCGUAAUAUUCAUGUCCUCGAAGACGCAAGCGUGGAACGAGGAAAACGAGGAGAAAGAAGAUGAUAUGAAAUCC
Molecule: messenger RNA, 1557 nt
Organism: Iphiclides podalirius (scarce swallowtail)
Lineage: Eukaryota; Metazoa; Arthropoda; Insecta; Lepidoptera; Papilionidae
Source: the annotation of a GenBank genome assembly